This is a messenger RNA of Myodes glareolus (Bank vole), 2573 nucleotides long. RefSeq names its product STN1 subunit of CST complex (gene Stn1). Gene Ontology annotation, biological process: telomere capping. NCBI's taxonomy places the organism in Eukaryota, Metazoa, Chordata, Mammalia, Rodentia, Cricetidae. Gene Ontology annotation, molecular function: single-stranded telomeric DNA binding. The record is from RefSeq and is a predicted model, not a curated record. Gene Ontology annotation, cellular component: CST complex.
GGGGCUGGCGGUGGCUCGGCGCCGGUGGCGGGAAGGAAAUGCGCCGGCUGCUCUGUGCUACGUCCGCCCUUCGUUCCUUUUCGUAACCGGAACUGUGGCGACAAUCUUGUCCAACUGCUCCUACUCCGGGAAGGGCUACAAACUGCUCGGAUUUUGUUACCUUUUCAUUUCGUCCGCUCUUCCCGGAAGGUGAAAGGUCGAAGCGUAAAUAGACCCACCUCCAGGACCCCAAAUCCCCGGCCACACGGGCGCCAUUACUCUCCGGACUCAUUUGUUAAAGCUCUUUUUGGGGUACGCCUGUGUGGAUGAUUAUCCCCGAAGUGAAGAAGCCUUGGCUCUGAAGCGUGCUUCUCAGGGUUUGGGGAUGCCGCAACCCAGCCUCUUGAUGCAGUGUGAAUCCAGUUCACGGGAAGAGGAGAUCCCGUCCCUCUUUUGGGGUUUGGAUCCUGUGUUUCUAGCCUUUGCAAAACUCUACAUCAGAGAUAUCCUGGAGAUGAAGGAAUCCCAGCAAGUGCCAGGUAUAUAUAUUUACAACGGCCAUCCAAUAAGACGGGUGGAUAUCAUGGGAACUGUCGUUGGCGUGAGAGAAAGGGAUGCUUUCUACAGCUAUGCAGGACAUGUGGAUCGACCGGCAGGCCCAAGCCUCUCAACUACCGCUGAUGCUUCUCUUUCAGUGGAUGACGCCACUGGAGUUAUAAACUGCACCUGCUGGAAAAGGUUGAGCAAUACCGAGUCUUCAUCAGACCCAGCUGCUCCAAGCACUGCAAGAGAGCUAAGCAUGACCUCACAGCUUAAGAAACUGCAGGAGACCAUCAAGCAGAAAACCAAGAUCGAAAUCGGGGACGUUAUCCAUGUCAGAGGUUCUGUGCGCAUGUUCAGAGAACAGCGAGAAAUCAGUGCCACCCUUUACUAUAAGGUGGACGAUCCAGUGUGGAAUAUUCAAACUGCGAGAAUGCUCGAGCUGCCAGUGCUCUACAGGAGAGUGUACGACCAGCCCUUCCGCAGCCCAGCCCUAACGGAGGAAGAGCCACCUGACAAGACAGGCACUUUGGAUCUCGCCGGCCUCACGUCUUUGUUGAGUGAGAAAAUCAAAGAAUUUCUCCAGGAGAAGAAAGUGCACACCUUCUACCAGCAGGACGUGGAAAUGGUGGAGUCCCUGCAGUCCCUGGCCAGCCAGCCCGUGGCCAGCCAGCCCGUGGCUCACGGCACCUGCUCGGACAAAGUGGAGUCAAAGACCAGCACCACUUCCGGUACAGUCCACAGUGUGUUUAAGAAUGCUAUACAGAUGCUGUGGGACAAGGGAUUCGUGUUCCAGAGAGAUGGUGGCUCUCAUAAGCCAUACUACGUAACCAGCAAGGACAAAGACCUGCACCAAAGGAUCUACCAGAUCAUUAAGGAAGAGUGCCGGAAACCAAAUCGCGGCUUCUACCAGGCUACCCAAAAACAUCUCUUUGUUCCCUUCCUCAGUCCAUGUGAAGCCUAUGGGAAACUCCAGCAGCGGCUCUGGGAGAAGGGUGUGCAUGACCAUCCUGAAGGGUGGUGUUCCAGGACAAAGCUUUGUGGCUGAGCCUUGGAUGCUUGCUGUUCUCCUGACAGAGGGCUAAAUGUGAGCCUAUGUUCGAUCAGUGGGAUUUCAUGUAAUGCUGAAUUUUAUCAGUCUAUUUCUAUUGAAAUUUGACAACCUGUCUAUUGCUUGCUAACCUUGACUGUAGUUAUUAAGACAAAAUAGGCAAAUCCGGGAAUAACACCAGGUUCUACUCACAAGAAUUCCAAAUCAAACCCUAAAGUUCCGUUAUGUCAAAGUAAAAUGCUGUGUUUUCACUUGGAAUCAGGAAGGAAAUGCAAAGGUGACCUGAUGGCUUUGGUUUGCGGGGUUUUGUUUUGUUUUGUUUGUUUUUUUGCAUCUAUUGUGUGUGUAUAUACACCUGGGCACACAUGUAUCAGAGGACACCUUAUGUGAGUUGGUUCUCUCCUUCCACCUUGCAUUCAGGACAUCAGACUUGAUGUAGAGUGUCUUUACCUACUGAGCUGUCUCACGGGCAGGCAAAGUAACACAGAUUUACAGGGUUAAACAAAUGCAACUUAAAAGGAUGCAACACAUCUUUGCAUCAUUAAACAAAUGUUCCUAGGCAUAAACAAAUGUAACACUUCUUAAACUAAUAUUAUAUAGCAUGUCUCCUUUUUUAUCUAAAUAAAAGGAAAGGCUUUAACUUGACCAUAGUAAAACUAUGUGCAACAGCAACAGUUAAAAAGUAAGAAUUACAUUUACAAUAUUCAGUCCAUUUGUAUUAACAAAUUCAGAGAAAAUAGUCCAUUACCUGUCUUAUCUUAGUGAUUCCAAAGUUUUAUACUUAAUUUACUUUCUAUCAUAACUAAGAAAAACUACAACUCUAUUUAGUCUUUAACUCCAUCCAAGACCUCAGAAAGAUGUAAUAUUACCUAACAACAGAGACAUCUAGCUACCUGGAAGUCACCUAAAGUUUCUCUGCAACAUUGGGACAUCUAUCUUCAGCCUACAGGCCUAGAACAUCUAGUAGACUUUUCAGUGAAGCAGGAAAUUUGAAGGACUGUCC